CCUUCCGAAAUCUGAGAUCUUCUGGUUUGAGGUUCAAAUCCGGCACAUCAAGGAACAUUGAGACACUUUAAGUUUACAGACAACAACAACAAUCUGAGAAGUGUUGAAAAGGGAGAAACAACUCGUACUUGGAGCUGCUGGUCAUGGGAGACGUUGCGAAAGGGAAGAAGGUGUUUGUCCAGAAAUGUUCCCAGUGUCACACAGUGGAUGAGGGGGGACGCCACAAGCAGGGACCCAACCUGUGGGGGCUGUUUGGACGGAGGACGGGGCAGUCGCCGGGCUACUCCUACACGCAGGCCAACAUCGAUAAAGGUAUCGUAUGGGAUGAGGAAACUCUAAACAUCUACCUUGAAAAUCCAAAGAAGUACAUUCCUGGUACCAAGAUGAUCUUCUCCGGGAUCAGAAAGAAAAGGGAAAGAAAAGAUAUUAUUGCCUAUUUAAAGGAUGCCACCUCCUCCUCUUCCUAAUAUACUGAUGACAUAGAGCACACACAAACAGCAGUGGAUUAAGUAUUACGCUGUAUGUUCAUGGAGAAAAACAACAAGUGUGCUCUAUGUUUUCAUUUUAAGUAGGUUUUUCUAUUUAAGUCAGUACAUUUUGUUACAUCACAACAAAGCUGCCACACUGUUUUGUGUGCAGGAGGCUUUUUUUUUAAAUCAUCAAAUGAGUCAGCCUUCCUGCAGCUUGUGGAUUUUCUUAACAUCUCUCAGUCAAGGCUUCCUAAAGAGGCUCUUUGGGAUUUCAUUGUGUAACUAAAACUUCUACUGCUGCUGCUUGCCCAGAAACUACACACUUCUGACACUUUAGCUCUCCUCGCAUUAUCGAUCACUGUUAGUGUUUAUUUUUCUAUUAUAUUGCAUUUACUGCUUGUUAAGUCUUAUCUGUUUACGUGUCUUAAAAAUGGGUGUUAAAAGUAUUUUUACUCAUAUUUUUAAGCCACUGGGUGUUACGGACUUCGAUUGUUACAAGGUUGCACUUUAUUAUGUUUUGUAUUCAUGCAUUUUCUAAAUCCUUUUCUGUUAGAUGUAAGGACAGGGGGGUCAAUUUGGUCCAAUACCGACCAGCUGGAUAAGGGACUAUGCUAAGCACCUGCAUUUAUAUUAUAUUCUUUACACUGAGUUGCUUUUUUUUUUUUAUACCUUGUUGUACAUUUUUUUCAGACAGCCUUGACUCUGACUUUGACUAAAUGAAUAUGGUAAUAAAUGAUAUAUCCCUUUUGUUAAAUA
This is a messenger RNA of Stegastes partitus (bicolor damselfish), 1226 nucleotides long. Its product is annotated as cytochrome c-a. The coding region runs from base 144 to 467 and encodes 107 amino acids. NCBI's taxonomy places the organism in Eukaryota, Metazoa, Chordata, Actinopteri, Pomacentridae. Gene Ontology annotation, molecular function: electron transfer activity; heme binding. The record is from RefSeq and is a predicted model, not a curated record. The transcript is spliced from 3 exons.